AUGAGUGAUCAACUUGAUAUGUCAAUCACCUCCUUUGAUGGAGUGAAUCACGGAAUUCAGAUUCGUGAUAAUCCAGGAAAUAUCACGGCAAAGUUCUACAACUAUCCACUCCGCUAUCUAACUGUCCCAUUCGCACGGGAUCCACACUUUGUCCAUCGUCACACUCUUUUUGAUCAAAUUCAAGCAAGAAGCUCAGUUCCAGGAUCAAAGAUUGCACUAGUAGGGUUGGGCGGUGUCGGGAAAUCGCAACUUGUUAUCGAAUACUCGGAUCACGUUCGAUCCAAGUCACCAACCACAUGGGUUUUCUGGGUCCAUGCAAGUAAUGAGGCCCGAUUUAAAGAAAGCAUCCAGACCAUCGCAAACCGACUUAAACUCCCGGGUCGCCAGGAUCCAAAGAUUAGCACUCUUGACCUAGUUGAGGCCUGGCUCCAGAAUGAGAAAAACAAAUGGAUUUGCAUACUUGAUAAUGCCGAUGACGACAAGUUCCUUUGCUUGUCUUCUCCAAUUGGAAAAGAAUCCAUGUCGAAGGACUCGAUACAUACCCCAACAAAAGCGCUAAUAGAGUACAUUCCUAUCAGCAAAAAUGGCUCUAUCAUCAUCACAAGUCGAAGCAGAGAGGUUGCGCUAAAGAUGGUGCAUUUCAAAGACAUAAUCGAUGUCAACCCAAUGGAAAGGUCUGAGGCACUAGAGCUUCUUCGGAAUACUCUUGACAAAUCCGAAGAUCUUGAUCAAUCCGAAGAUAGCCUGAGCAGCCAGCAGCUUAUCAAGGAGCUCGAUUUUAUGCCACUUGCAAUUGUCCAGGCUGCUAGCUUUAUUCGAGAGCGCGGAUGUCGCUAUUCGGUGACGCAAUACCUACAAGAAUUCCAAGAGAGUGAUCGUGAAGCGAUCAAACUUCUGAAGAAAGAACCAAGCUAUCUUAACCGCGUCCCCGAAGCAAAGAAUUCAAUUCUAGUGAGCUGGCAAAUAUCAUUUGAUUACAUUCGUCAUACCAAGCCAUCUGCAGCAGACUUGCUGUCUCUUAUGAGCUUGUUCGACCGAGAAGGGAUAGCGGACACUCUGAUCCGGCCGCCAUGGAUCAAGGAUCCUAUCUCUGACUCAGUAACUUGCGAUGGCUCAAGCGACGAAGAGUCAUCUGAUUCUGACGAUGGCCCUGACUUUGAAGAUGAUAUCUUGACGCUGAAAAAUUACUCAUUCAUACAUGAGAAUAAUACUUUCUUCACAAUGCAUCGAAUCCUUCACCGAGGAGCAUGGUAUGCAAUAGAGGUUGGUCAUCUCGCAGAUGCAAUCGAUAUGGCAUCUAAGUCAAGAAAACAGCUAGUCAAGCUGCUUGGUGCUGAGGAUCGCAGUACUCUUGAAAGCACAUUAACAUUAACAAAGGCAUACUUGCUUGAUUGUCAAUGGGAAGAUGCAGAGAAGCUUGGGAUUCAGGUCAUGGAGACUCUCGAGACCAAACCUGAUAUGGACCACUUCAUCACGAUGGUCAGCAUAAACAACCUUGCAUCGACAUAUUACUCUCAGGGUCGAUGGAAGGAAGCAGAGCAGCUUCAGAUACAAGUGAUGGAAUUUUCCAAAGCCGAACUUGGUAUAGACCACAUUGGUACCCUACUGACCAUGAGCAACCUUGCGUCAACAUAUCAUUCUCAGGGUCGAUGGGAGGAAGCGGAACAGCUUCAGAUACAAGUUAUGGAAUUUUCCAAAGCCGAACUUGGUAUAGACCAUCUUGAUACCCUAAGGAGCAUGAACAGCCUCGCGUUGAUAUAUCACUCUCAGGGUCGAUGGAAGGAAGCGGAGCAACUCGGAAUACAGGUCAUGGAGACUUACAAGGUCAAACUUGGCAUGUACCAUCCCAGCACACUGACAAGUAUGACCAACCUCGCUUCUAUCAUCCUGACAUACUAA
This is a messenger RNA of Penicillium verhagenii, 1899 nucleotides long. RefSeq lists its product as uncharacterized. The record is from RefSeq and is a predicted model, not a curated record. Lineage: Eukaryota; Fungi; Ascomycota; Eurotiomycetes; Eurotiales; Aspergillaceae. The coding region runs from base 1 to 1899 and encodes 632 amino acids. Gene Ontology annotation, cellular component: kinesin complex. The transcript has 5 exons. Gene Ontology annotation, molecular function: oxidoreductase activity; ADP binding; protein binding.